This is a messenger RNA of Oryzias melastigma (Indian medaka), 2905 nucleotides long. RefSeq names its product G protein-coupled receptor 1 (gene cmklr2). Gene Ontology annotation, cellular component: plasma membrane. The record is from RefSeq and is a predicted model, not a curated record. The coding region runs from base 478 to 1551 and encodes 357 amino acids. NCBI's taxonomy places the organism in Eukaryota, Metazoa, Chordata, Actinopteri, Beloniformes, Adrianichthyidae. Gene Ontology annotation, biological process: positive regulation of cytosolic calcium ion concentration; inflammatory response; complement receptor mediated signaling pathway. Gene Ontology annotation, molecular function: complement receptor activity; G protein-coupled receptor activity. The transcript is spliced from 3 exons.
CAGAGACCUAAAAUCAAAGAUAUAAACAAACAAAAAAAGGCGGAUUUCAAAAUUCCCCUUUGGGCAGUAAAGCUUGGUCUGUUGGUUUACCCUGCAGCCCCAGCCGCCAUGAAUAAAAGCUUUCUCCUCUCAGAUGGAGACUUUUUUUUCUUUCUUCCCUCUAGUUUGACGCGUCGAUCAGACGCGCCCACGGCUGAGAGAGCAGACAGAGAGGACAAAAUCACGGAGGGACUUCACACGCAGCCCACAAGAGCCAGAGAGGCUGAAGGAGACAGGAAACAAAGCUGCUGUGGCAUCGGGAUACGAGGAGCAGAUCUCAGAUUUCCUGCUGGAGUUUUCACCCAAAAAACACCAGAAAGCUGCUCGUGUAGUGACACACCCAAGUCCAACUUCAAAACAGGAAGCUGGAACAUCUGAUCAGCAGACAAAUUACUGCGUGAGAUCAACAGUCGGCGGAAAGCCCACUUCCCUACAACAAUGGCUGCUGAGGAUUAUGGAAACUACUCCUACGAGUACGAUAUGGAGUAUGGCGACCCCGAGUACCUUAAAGAAAACCACGAGGAAAGAAACACCAUCCACAUCAUCUCUGUGGUCAUCUACAUCAUAUGUAUAGUGACUGGGCUCGUCGGGAAUGGGACGGUCAUUUGGGUGACCGCUUUCAAAAGCAAAAGGACGGUUAACAGUGUUUGGCUGCUCAAUUUGGCCUUGGCAGACUUUGUUUUUGUGCUUUUCCUGCCCUUUUACGUCGAUUACAUCCUGAGGGACUUCCACUGGAACUUUGGCGUGGUCAUGUGUAAGAUGAACUCCUUCGUGUCAGCCAUGAACAUGUACGCCAGCGUCCUGUUUCUCACCGUCAUCAGCAUAGACAGAUACGUGUCGGUGGUGCACCUGAACUGGUCUCAGAGAUGCCGCACGGUGCAGAAAGCCUGGUUCGUGUGCGGCUGCAUCUGGAUGCUGGCUGCCGUUGUGAGCAGCCCUGCUCUCAUUUUUCGUGACACCGUGAUCAUGUUUGACAAAGUUGUGUGCUUCAAUAACUUCCACACACACAACGUACACACAGCAGCUACGAUUCACAUUUCCAUGGUGGUCAUUCGGACGACUUUGGGCUUUCUUCUGCCGUUUACGGCUAUAUGUGUGUCGGGCAUUUUUCUGUCUGUUAGAGUCAGUCAGUCUGGAGGUUCUGUUUGCAAGUCCAGCUUCUCCAGAACCAUCAUGGCUGUCAUCGUGGCGUUCUUUUUGUGCUGGACGCCUUUUCAUAUUUUCAACUUGCUGGAGCUCUCCAUCCAUUCUUCCAAGGAAUUCCAUGACAUUCUGAGAGCCGGCUUCCCUCUGGUCACCAGCUUGGGUUUUUUCAACAGCUGCCUAAACCCUUUGCUUUACAUGCUUCUAGGCAAAAAGGUGCGGCACAUCCUGAAGCGCGCCUGUCUGGACAUCACCAAGAGCUCCCUCCGAGAGCUCAGCCAGUCCAUCUCCGCCACGGAGAUUGAGUCCGUGCCCACAGGUCCUCCAGACGGACUCCCAGACGAGCCGGUGGCUUUAUCAGAGCUGUGACAGAAGUCACCCAUGUGACGCUGUCCUUGGAAAAUAGUUUGUGGGAGCUGAGUGUUCCUUUAUCAGAGGUAAAGCGUCUCAGCUCGAAGGUCAACAUUUCCCUGCUUGAUACUUUUUUUUAAAAAUUGAUAGAAAAUAGAACACAAUGUGGUCCAGUUAUCAGCCUUCACUCAAGCCAGUUUCAUUUUUUAACUGUUUUUAUUAUUUUUUAACUAAUAAGCAACAAAUUAGUUGAUUUGAAAUUCUAAAUGUCAAUGACGACUAUUGUGUGAAAUUACUGUUGGAGUCCAAUAUUUAUUUUUUGGCUCCUGAUCAUUGCUAGUGAAAGUUUUAAACCAGAAUGUACAGUUGCUGUGUGUAGAAUGUAUUGAAAUAAUAAGCAAAUUACAUUUCUCACAAAAUUAUUUAUGCAUUUAUCUAUUUAAAAAAGGUUUUAAAUGUUUAAAGACCCACUCCGAUCAUCUUUUGAUUUAUUUUAAAAAACAUUUCCAGUGGUCUUUUAAUUAUUAUUAUUCAGUUUUUAGCAGAAAUAAAAAAAAAAUAAAGUUAUUUUCUAUGAAACAGUUCUGCACUGUGGUUGUACUUCAAUAGAAAUGUAACACUGAGUUGUUGGUUUGGUCCUGUCCUCAUUGCUGAGAGCUCUCUGUUUACAUGCUCUCCUGCUAGCUUACAGCCCCUCACAUCCCCAACCUAACAUAACCGGUGCAACAAAGAUAGUGAGCAAUUUUGGAUUUAUCCAGAGGCCAGCUCAGACAAGGAAAACGAAGACAUUAAUGAAUCUAUUUCGGUUUUCUCCUGAUUCACAAGGAUUUGAAUUAAGACAUUUUGAGCUUAAUUUUCUGAACAUAUGUCGUCCAUCAUGACAAAAAAGGCUAUUUUCAUCAGUGUCUUAAUUAUCAUGUUUUUUUUGUAGAAUUUACUUUUUGUUAUAACAAAAUCAGUUUCUUUUAAUCUCACUUUUGCUCCUUUUUUUCUUUUGUCUUUACAUAAGGCUAGCUUAAUUGUUUCAUGAUGUUUCCAAAAUGAAAACAGACUGUAACAGUUUAAAUAAGUCAAAAUGUGCGAUUCCUUUAUAUAUUCCAGAGGAUCUUAUUACAAAUUCAGACAUUUCCUGGACUGUCUUUGAAGUUGACCCAGACCCGCAAUGGCUGGCUAAUUGUUUGCUUAGAGCCCGCCACAUGUGGCUGCAAAGAAAAUAUGAGCAGCCAGAAAGGAAUUUAUAUUUUUUUUUUCUUCAAAGAAGUCAGUCUUUCUGACACAUAACUGUUAAUUCUGUAAGAAGACGUUUGAAUCGUCUCAUUGUAUUGAUUUCCUUCUUUCAACUGAAUUAAAAAUUCAUAUGUUGUAAAUUGCA